This is a messenger RNA of Oncorhynchus kisutch (coho salmon), 6308 nucleotides long. RefSeq lists its product as uncharacterized. NCBI's taxonomy places the organism in Eukaryota, Metazoa, Chordata, Actinopteri, Salmoniformes, Salmonidae. The record is from RefSeq and is a predicted model, not a curated record.
UUCUCUUUCAGUUCUUUAAAAACUGAAACACCCCUAUCAGUUGCCAUUUUACUUUGGACAAGGCUUGACUAGAUUUGUACCUGUCAAAGCAAUAUUUGAUGAGGAGGCGUGAGUGCAGUUCCCUUUAGUAUUUUGUAAAGAAAGUGUGUCCUUGUUCAAAUUUGAUCGGAGUUAUCGGCGCAAGGGAGCAGCGGUUUGCACAAGAAGAGCUCAUCUCGGACGUGAGUAUUGCGAAUGCUAACAGAUGGUAUAUGCCAUGAAUUGUAAGGAAGCUGCAGAGAAGGUUGUCUUGUCAUGGUCGCGAUUCACCUCAGCUGGCCAAACUACUCUACUGGAGACCCUGAAGGCAUUCAGUCCUAUGUCAGAUGACCUUUUUGACAGUGAAAAGGAACUGGCCACUUUUAUUGAGGGACUCAAAGAUGAAGGUCACAAGCCUACUGUACUUAAAAGUAAGGAUGUCUAUGGUUACAGGUCUUGUACUUCAGUACUCAGGCCUUUAGUAAAGACGCAGAGUACUCUGGACAUUGCUACCUCAAAGGUUAAAAAGACUGGCAAAAAGAAGAGUCGAAAACCCCUGGACAAGAACACUGAAAUCAACUAUGCUUUGUUAAGUGCAGCAGCGAAAGUCGUCCUGAAGAAUCAACCCAAGAUUCUUUUGACAAAUCUGUCAAAGGAGUCUCUCAAACAGACGGUCCUCUCAAAACCACCGGACUUGGCUGUUGGCCCUGUCCAGAUGCAGUCAUACAUAAGACUGACAAACAUAAUUGGACCCUCUACAGGCCACACAGCAAGACUGCAGUUCCACACAGGGUGGUCAGAAGAGGUAACGGUACCCAACUCUCAUCGGCCACCAUCUCUAACAGGGACACAAGCACUGCAUUUGGAAGGUACCGGAAACUCCAAAAAAUCAGUCACUUUGAGGAGAGUGAACUUUGUGCCUUGCCCAGUCAAUAUCAUUGGAGUCCCUGUUCCUGCCAUGCUGCACAACGACCGGUUUUUGAAGGAAUGCAACAGAAUGCCUUGCUGGAGGGACCAGAAAAUGAGAAGGACUGAUGAGGCUGAGGACAACUCUGUGAAGAGGCCCAGAAAUGGGGUCUGGCUGGUCAAAGAGCAGGAAGACCUCUGACUGAGCCAGAGCAACCGGAGGUUCGAGGUGAAGGUUGACUCAAUCAUAGACAAGGUGAGGUAAGCCCAGAAGAUCAUUCGGUCAGAGAUUCGACCACUUAUUGCCUACCCAAUGUGAACGGCCGUCAAGAGUCUUAGUCCUUUUGUCCUCCAUGUAACAAACUGUUUAAACAUGUACAUCUCAAAUCGAGACGGUGCUUUGUCUUGGCUGUGCUCCGUUUGGGGGGAUUGUUUGGGAUACUUUUCUGAGAUUGGGAAAAAAUAAUAUUUAUGUUUUAAUAUAUGUUUACAUAAGAGGAUGCUGGUGUAUUACCUAAACAUCCAAAAAUCUGGUUUGUUUUGUCUAACACUGCACAUAGUAUAGGCCACCCCUUGACUGAUAAGGGAAGGAAUGGAUAAGUGGUGAGUUGAACCUACAGUGUGUGUGUAUAUAUAUAUUUUUUUCUUUUGAACCAUUAUGAAAUGUAAUUUUCUUCUGUUUUAUAAAUGAUACACACAUCUUUGACAAUGAAGUCAUGUAUAACUAUGCAGCAUUCACUUGCUAGAAUAUUACAGCUAUUUUAUAUACAUUUCUAGUCAUGUCAUUACUGUAUUUUGGAUAAUUGGGUCUGUUCAAAUGGUGUGAUUUUAUUUUUUAUUUUAUUUUCAUGUGUUAAGAAGGUAGUUUUCUUUUUGAAUGUGAUAAGUUAAGAGCUCCUAUACAUCUGUUAAAGGAUGCAUAUGGAACAGGGCAAACAACCACAGCGUAGCCUAUUCACAAGCAAAAAAGGCAGUAACUGGUCAAAUGAGCUGUUUUAUUUAUUUUUUUCUUCAUGAAAUACAUGUGGACAAGUAUCCUGCCUCUUGUGUUUUGGAGAAAGUGAGGGGCAUGUUAGCAGUUACUGUGAAACAAGGUAAAUAAAAGCAAUCUUUCUCAGUUCUACACCAUGAGCAGUUAGUGCCUUUUUUGCUUUGUAGGGCAGAAUAGUAAUCUUAUUUCUCCUAAUAAAAAAAAUAAUAAAUUGAUGUGCAUUUGCAUAGACAUUAAAAAAACAUUUGGUUUCCUGCCAAUUACUCGUGCUAGCACUUGGGGAACCACUCAAUAAACUUGUGGCGUAGGACUCGCUGCGUAGCACUGCAAACAGUGCAGCAUUUUAGAGCUAUCCUAUGGAGAAUGUUUUUUUUUUUCAAAUUACAUAUCACAAUGUUUUGGUUAAUUUACAGAUGUCGAUAGUGAUGACAGGGUGAUUUGCAUAAUAUAGACUUUGCUGAAAUGUGAUCAUAACAGCUGUAAUAUAACAGUAAUUUUGUAAUAAAAUAUGAGACGCUGGGAUGACUUGAUCAGGGGUAUGUUCAUUCAACAAAUAACCCGUUUCCUGUCCAAAUCAAUGCCCAUACGUCCAAAAGGUUACUGACUGGGAGUGUAGUCAUAAGGUCUGAAUGCUAACUGCCACAAUCUCAUAUUAGAAAACAUGCCAUGGUCUCUGCAUAUAAAACUCCUAAUGAGCCUAUUAUUCAAGCCAUUAUUGAGGGAACAGAACAGCACACGAAUAAGGCAGCAAGAGAGAGGGAAGUUAGCAGCCCAUGGGACCACCAGGUGAAUAGGCGCAUGCAUUUUCCACCUCUCAAAACCCUGCUAACAAAUGUUCCCACAACUUCAGAGGAAGUUCCCUUAAGAGUCUACUGUUUUCAUAGGAAGGUUCCAGUGAAGUGCAAGGACUGUUUCCAAGAGACCAUUCCGUUAAUGUCAAACACAACUUACCCAGAACGUGAUUACCAUGUUCACUGAAUAUUCAAUGUUCUAGAUAUGUUUUCUAAGGGUUGGGAGAAUAUUCUAGUGUCCCACCAAACAUACACAGAACAUGGCAAACUCUAAAAUAUGAAUGUUCUAGACAUGUUUCAUUGUAACGUUGCCAGAACAUUUGUCAGUUGUCCGGAAGUCGCCUGAUGAUCCCAAAGAAACAUUCUCCAAAACAUUUGUUCCAUCAUUACACGUCACCCCAUGUUACUGUAACCGAGCCCAUCAAGAUUCUGAUAUUUGAACCACCGAUCCAUUAACUCUCAACCUCUUGGUUCACGGCAUUCCUAUCGUCCUGCUACACCACCAUGUCUGUCAGUUGUGUUAAUCUGACUGUUCUCUGAUUUGAUUACUUAUUUUAGGGAUUUGUGUGUAGUUGUCUAAUGUUGGUGGGGUAUAUGACCCUGUUUUUAAUGUUGUAGUUUUUCUUGAGUAUUUUUAACAGAGCUGAGAUUUACUUAAGUGCAUUCACCCUAUUAUUUACACCUAGACUGUUUCACAUGUACACAAGUGCCGAGGGUUUGGGUUUGCUUGUGGACAGGGCCUUACUAUACUGGCCCAAUAAGCACAUGUCCUAGGGAUAUCCCUUAUUGGAGAGUGGUUAGUGUGUUUGUCAUUGGUGCUGGUGGCAUGGGUUCGAGACCCACACUACUCUCAUUCUUAGCAAUAUAUGUUAAUGUAAUUAUUUGACCUUACUGAUCUAAUUAAAAUCAGUUUCUCAUUGAAAGAUGUGAAUCUGUAGGAUUACCUCUUGAGCACAUAUCAGUAUUUAUUAAUUCUAUAUAGCUGAGCAUCUCUCCAAUGUUUUUCUUGAAAUGCACUUUGAAGUAAAUUUCAGCUCGGACUCAGGGAUGGCUAACCCAGGAGAUCCCUUCAAUCUCCAUAGCGUUAGGUAAAUCUGCUUGUAGUUUUUUUUGCACCUCCGUGAUCUCAAAGUUUUCAUAAAGUUGGUGGAUUUGGUGCCUCCAGUGCACCGCUGUCACUCAAUCCAAGUGUCUGGGUUUUCGCUCCUUCCUUGUACUUGAUGUAUUAAGGUCUAUAAUUAGUAAGGAACUAAUUAGACCCACACCUGGUUGUCUAGUGCUUAAUUGAAAGGAAAAACCUGCAGACACUAAAGCCUCCAUGGAUUAAAAUAUGCCUAUUAGCAAACGCUUUAAUCCAACAUGAUUUAGUCUUGCGUGAAUAUAUUUUGCAUACAGGUGGUCCUGGGAAUCAAACCCUCAAUCCUGGCAUUGCAAGUGCAAUGGUGUACCAAUUGAGCUACAGAGGACUAUGAGUUUGACACCCCUGCUCUAGGGCAAUUCAGGUGGAUGUUAAAGGGACUUUUUACUGAAUGUUUGUUUUAUAUAGAUGUGCUUUGCUUUUCGUGUUUUAUUUGUGUGUACAGUGUAUUCGGGAAGUAUUCAGACCCUUUAACUUUUUCCACAUUUUGUUAAUUUUCAGACUUAUUCUAAAAUGGAUUAGUGUUUUUCCUCAAUCUACACGGUACCCCAUAAUGACAGCCAAAAUAUUUUUGAGGUGUGCACAUUUAUAAAAAAUAUGACAUUUACAUAAGUACUCAGUUCUUUGUUAACGCACCUUUUUGGAAGUGAUUACAGCCUCAAGUUGUCUUGGGUAUGACGCUGCAAGCUUGUUACACCUCAAUUUGGUGAGUUUUCCCAUUUUCUUAUCAGAUCCUCAAGCUCUGUCAGGUUGGAAGGGAAGCGUCGCUACACAGCUAUUUUCAGGUCUCCAGAUAUAUGAUUGGUUUCAAGUCCGGGCUCUGGCUGGACCACUUGAGGACAUUGAGACUUGUCCUAAAGGCCUGAUUGGUGGAGUGCUGCAGAGAUUGUUGUACUUCUGGAAGGUUCUAUCUCCACAGAGGUGUUCUGUCAGAGUGACCAUUGGGUUCUUCGUCACCUCCCUGACCAAGGCCCUUGUCCCCGAUUGCUCAGUUUGGCCGGGCAGCCAGCACUAGGAGGAAUCUUGGUGGUUCCAAACUUAUUCCAUAUGAGAAUGAUGGAGGCCACUGUUCUUGGAGACCUUCAAUGCUGCAGAAAUGUUUUGGUACCCUUCCCCAGAUCUGUGCCUCGACACAAUCCUGUCUCGGAGCUCUACGGACAAUUCCUUUGAUCUUAUGGCUUGGUUUUUGCUCUGACUGUCAACUGUGGGACCUUACAGAGACAGGUGUGCCUUUCCAAAUCAUAUCCAAUCAAUUGAAUUUACCACAAGGGCUUCCUGAGUGGCACAGUGGUCUACGGCACUGCAUAGCAGUGCUAGAGGCGUCACUAGAGAUCUGCGUUCGAUCCUGGGCUGUGCUGCAGCCGGCUGCAACCAGGAAACCCAUGAUGCGGCGCACAAUUGGCUCAGCUUCGUCCAGGUUAGGGGAGGGUUUGGCCGGCUGGGAUGUCCUUGUCCCAUCGCACUCUAGCGACUUCUUGUGGCGGCCAGGCGCAUGCACGCUGACUUCGGUCACCGGCUGUACGGUGUUUCUUCCGACACAUUGGUGCAGCUGGCUUCUGGGUUAAGCGAGCAUGUGUCGAAGCAGUGCGGCUUGGCGCAGUUGUUUCGGACGCAUGGCUCUCGACCUUCGCCUCUCCCGAGUCCCAUCGCUGCAACUUCUGUACGGACAAGACUGUAACUAUCAAUUUGGAUAUCACGAAAUUGCGGAGAAAAGGGGUGAAGUACCAACAGUCAAAAGAAAUUAUAUAUAAAUGCAUAUACCAACAGGUGGACUCCAAUCAAGUUGCCGAAACAUCUCCAGGAUGAUCAAUGGAAACAUGAUACACCUGAGCUCAAUUUCAAAUCUCAUAGCAAAUGGUCUGAAUAGUUAUGUAAAUGAGGUAUUUCUGUUUUUAAUUUUUAAUAUAUUUGCAAACAUUUCAAAAAAAAAAAAACGUUUUUCGCUUUGUCAUGAUGGGGUAUUGUGUGUAGAUUGAGGGGGAUUUAAAAAAAAUCCUGUUUCUAGAAUAAAGCUGUAACAAAAUGUGGGAAAAUUCAAGGGGUCUGAGUACUUUCCGAAUGCGCUGUACAUCUAUCUCCAUAGUAUAAUUGUUUAUUGAUAUUUGACAGGUCAUUGUAAAUAAGAAUUUGUUCUUAAUUGUUUUACCUGUAUAAAUAAAGGUGAAAUAAAAAUACUUAAACUUUUUAUGAUAUUGAUUCACGAUAAACAUUAAAUCAGGCUGAAAUUACCCCACCAACAUAAGACCACUAUACAGAAAGCCCUAAAAUUGUGUCAUCAGCGAGAGUGCAGAGCAAGCUUCAAACAGGAUGCACACCCCACGGAGCACACGGUAAGAUCAGUGACAUUUUUUUUUUGCUGUUUUGAUGUUAAGGUUAUAAAAUUGUCAUAAAUAAUGCAUUGUGACGUAAAUGUGCAUACUAUGUACUGGUGCAUAAAAAUAAAGUUUCCCAUAUUAGGUUUCAA